Messenger RNA from Frankliniella occidentalis (western flower thrips), 2261 nucleotides. RefSeq lists its product as uncharacterized. The transcript is spliced from 2 exons. The coding region runs from base 157 to 2001 and encodes 614 amino acids. Gene Ontology annotation, molecular function: DNA binding. The record is from RefSeq and is a predicted model, not a curated record. NCBI's taxonomy places the organism in Eukaryota, Metazoa, Arthropoda, Insecta, Thysanoptera, Thripidae. Gene Ontology annotation, cellular component: nucleus.
CCAAGCCUUGCCGGCGACUGGACGCACUGCUGCCCAGCGAUCGGCGUUCGCCCUGCGCUGGCGUUGCCCCGAGGGAAUGCCCAAGCGGUAGUGAGAAGCAGGAAAUGUGCAUGUUGUUUUAAAUAUUAAUUCUAUUAUUUUACGUAGGUGUGGCGCAUGGCUCCAAAAUCAUUUCGCAAAGAACAAGAGGAACGCGUGCGUGCAGCCGUGGAAGAUGUCCGGAAGCGUCACAUGGCCAUCAACGCUGCAGCGAAGGAGCACAAUGUGCCCCGAGGUACGCUACGGCAUCGGCUUCGGGGGGUCGACCCGCAGCGAGGCCGUCGCCCAGUACUGACUCCAGAAGAAGAGCAGCUUCUUGUGGACUGGAUUUUGGAUUGUUCUCGGAAGGGUUUCCCUCGGCGGAAAAUGGAUGUGCUUUUGAGCGUCAAAGAAUUUCUAGACAAGGCUCCCGAAAGAGAACAUUCAUUUGCUAAUAAUUUACCAGGAACCAAAUGGUACCGCCUCUUUCUGAAGAGACACCCUAACCUUUCGGAACGAACACCAGAGGGCAUAACCAGAGCAGCAGGGAACGUGAGCGAGCAAGAUAUCCGAAAAUGGUUUGAGGAGAUUCGAGUCAUACUGGAAGAGGAAGGUGCGUUGGAAGCCCUCAAAGACCCUGACAGAGUUGGGAAUGGGGAUGAAAGCAAUUUUCGACUUUGUCCAAAUAAAUCGUUUGUUCUUGCUGAAAAGGGGGCCAAGGAUGUCUAUGAGGUCUCUCCCACUAGCGAUGACAAGUUCGCUGUUACGGUAAUGUUUGCGUACACGGCAUCUGGGAAAAGGGUAGAGCCCAUGAUCAUUUUUCCGUACAAGAGAGUGCCAGCCGCACUUGUGAAAAGUGUCCCUCCUGCUUGGGGGAUAGGCAGGUCAGAUUCCGGAUGGAUGACCGCUGAAACCUUUUAUGAAUGGAUAAGUAGCAUUCUAGCUAAUUUUCUUGAAUUCAACAAAAUCAAGACCCCGUUUAUUCUCUUUGUUGACGGGCAUAAAACACAUUUGACACGGGAGACUAGUUCUCUCUGCAAAGAGCUUGGCAUUGUACUGAUUGCCUUGUAUCCCAAUGCCACACACAUCCUACAACCGUGUGACGUGGCUGCGUUCCGGCCUCUGAAAGCUGCCUGGUCGCGUGCCCUUUUGGAGUGGCGCCGUAAGCACCCUCAUGAUUCUCUAACUAAAGAAUGCAUUGGUCCGAUACUGAACACUGCUCUGCAAAAGGACAUGACCCUGUCUCUUGUCAAUGGAUUUAGAGUGACUGGACUUCACCCCUUCAACCCUGACGCUGUUAAUUACAAGAAAUGCAAAGGACACGUAAACAGGGCCCCAGAGACCGAGGCAGAACAACAGCAAGCGGAUCUCCCAGUAACGCUUACUAUGACAAAUUUCCAGGACUUGGUAGGGGAAGAAAUAAUCCGCUCCCUGCAGAGUUCCGCACCGGAGCUGCAAGACAAUGCAGCUUUGGCAGCACUGCACCGGGUGUAUUCCGCUCUGCAAGGCAAGCCGAGGAAAGAGCAUGUUACUGUGGCGGUCGUGAGCACAGAAUCGGUAGCCGGCUCCUCACAGGCACUAGAUGAAAGCCCUAUGCAAGUGGAUCUCAGCUUGGUGCGGCAGGAACCGUUAGACGACGACCCCGACGACCCACCCGAGGUUGACGCCGAACCUCGCCCGGGAAGUAGCGCCUCUAGCGUGUCCUUGCGGGAUGUCCUUGUGUGGCCUCACAGUCCCAAGCGCAAGGGCAAGCGGAAGAUGGAACGUAUGCCCUACGUCACCACGUCCAAGAGAUGGCGCGAGAUGCAGGAAGAGAAAGAUAGGAAGAAGAAGGAGGAGGAGGCCGAGAAGGAGGCGCGAAAGGAGGCGCGCAUUGCUAAGAAGGCUCUCCAGGACGCCGAGAAGGCUGCUAAAGAAGCUGCCGCUGCAGCCAGGCGUCUACAGGCUGCGCCAGAACGGCGCAGGACUCGCCAAACCAAGUAAUUUCUAGGGUGGCCAUCAAUGGGCACAAGGGUGGCCAUCAAUGGGCAAGGUGUGGCCAUCAAUGGGCAAAAUGAACUGUUUCUUUACUAAUUUUUUUAUCUAUGAAUAAACUUUAAUUUGACGUUUUCGCACGUGGUGGUAUUUUCUUUGAACCUUCUAAUACACUCCUGAUUUUUCUGGUGUAGAUGUGACGUAUGGCUGCGGCUUGGUGGAGGAAAAAGCAAGGGCGUGCGCUUAAAGUGGCCAUCAUAGGGCACCUU